Orussus abietinus is the source of this 796-nucleotide messenger RNA. RefSeq names its product 60S ribosomal protein L18 (gene RpL18). The transcript is spliced from 4 exons. Gene Ontology annotation, cellular component: ribosome; cytosolic large ribosomal subunit. The coding region runs from base 77 to 643 and encodes 188 amino acids. Gene Ontology annotation, molecular function: structural constituent of ribosome; RNA binding. The record is from RefSeq and is a predicted model, not a curated record. Gene Ontology annotation, biological process: translation. NCBI's taxonomy places the organism in Eukaryota, Metazoa, Arthropoda, Insecta, Hymenoptera, Orussidae.
GCCAUGACUACUUUCAUCUUCUCUCUGGCGCUAGUAGCGCGUUUGACCUCCGUUGUUUCUUUCCCGAUUUGUCAAAAUGGGUAUCGAUAUUAACCAUAAACACGACCGCAAGGUGCGGCGGAAGGAACCGAAAUCGCAGGAUGUCUAUCUUCGGCUUCUUGUUAAAUUGUACCGGUUUCUCGCGAGACGUACAAACUCGAAAUUCAACAAGAUCAUUCUGAAGCGACUCUUUAUGAGUAAGAUAAAUCGCCCACCAAUUUCAUUGGCUCGGGUGGUACGGUUCAUGAAGAAGCCAGGUCGUGAGAACUGCAUUGCGGUAAUCGUUGGUUCAGUGACUGACGACGCAAGAAUCUUUCAGAUUCCAAAACUUACCGUUUGCGCUUUAAGAAUUACUGAAAAAGCCCGUGGACGCAUUCUUAAAGCUGGAGGUGAAAUCAUAACUUUUGAUCAACUGGCCCUUAGAGCACCAACCGGAAGGAAAACUGUUUUAAUGCAGGGUCGACGUAAUGCCAGGGAAGCCGUUAAACACUUUGGACCAGCUCCUGGUGUACCCCACUCCCAUACGAAACCACUCGUUCGGUCGAAGGGUAGAAAAUUCGAGCGAGCCAGAGGUCGUAGGCGCAGUUGUGGUUACAAGAAAUAAGCUGUUUCAUCUUGUCAUCGUUUAUUACCCCAAAUAUUAAAAUUAUUCCUAUAGGAAGUUGUUCAUAACAUUUUUUUUGAACAGAUAUCCGUACCUAACAUCCUGUGUUUGGGAAGAUUGGGAAAUAAAUGGUGACAUUUAUAAUUUCGCCGA